Molecule: messenger RNA, 1387 nt
Organism: Fusarium vanettenii 77-13-4
Lineage: Eukaryota; Fungi; Ascomycota; Sordariomycetes; Hypocreales; Nectriaceae
Exons: 1
Coding region: 1-441 (146 amino acids)
Biological process (GO): purine nucleobase metabolic process
Molecular function (GO): hydroxyisourate hydrolase activity
Source: RefSeq, a predicted model, not a curated record
AUGACCUCACCUUCCGCAAAGGACCUCAUCACUUGCCACGUCCUCGACACCCAGGCUGGUCGCCCCGCUCGUGGCGUUCGCGUUCGUCUCGAGGGCCCCGUCCCCGCCCCAGCGCCCGGAGCCAACCCGCACACCCAGCCCCAGCCCAAAACGUUCGAGUCCAUCACCGACGAUGACGGCCGCGUCCUCGUCUGGUUGCCCUACAGCUCCGCCGACUCGGCUGGCGAGGUCCCCGUCUAUACACUCCUCGACGUGCUCGACGAGCGCAGAGGCCAAGGACCCACGCGCUGGACACUGCGCUUCGACACGGCCUCCUACUUUGGCGAGGAAAAGACCUUUUUCCCAGAGGUGACCAUCACCUUUCGUGUCGAGGAGGGGCAGCACUACCAUGUGCCGCUGUUGUUGAGCCCAUAUAGCUACACUUCUUACCGCGGGAGUUAGAGGUAGAUCUACACUGCCAUGUGUGGAAUAUCUAUAGAGGACCAAGAUGUCGUUUUUUGCCUCGCAAUUCGCCGCCAGUAUGGCGAUUGCGCAUAGCCAGUUGCGAACGAUAUGGAGGAUAUACGAAAAGGGUCACCAUCAUGGAAACACCAGCAUAGAUAAUGACCAAGAUCAUGAGAAUAGCGAUGAUGCUAGUUAUUAAUUCUUUAACGAAUGUCCCAAUCAAUAAUUGAAUGAUUGCUCCCUCGCUGACUGGCCGGACAAGUGACAUUCCCGUCUCUCCCUACCAGAGGGGACCGUAAUCUCAAACUUUUGACAUCUUGUCCUCGGCAACACCGAUAAAUCCUGAAUCCAAUCCAUGCCCGUACAUGUCCAUACCCAUGCCAAUGCCCUUGUGCCCAUCAAACGCCACGCUAUCCACAAAGAGAAGUAAUUGAAGCAGUCCGUCUGAGUGAUGUUGCCAUCCUCGAUCAUCAGGUUUGGCCGUAUACGUCGUAACAACAGUCGUCAUCGUGUCCAGAUUUGCCUUGGGUGUCCAAGGCUUCACCAAGCCACUUCUAAUUCUUUCGCCACUUCUUCAUGAAUCCCUUCUUAGAUCGAUAUGAGGGCACAUCAGGAGAUGUUGGUGGCGUUUCGUCAUCCCUCCUCGUGUUCCUUGAUGCGAGACUCUCGGUUUCGUCCUUUGAAAGCCGGAUGCUCGACAUGGAUGGGCGAAUGCUGGACAUUGAUGGUCGGAUGCUAGUCAUGGAUGGGUUGGCUUGCUUAAUGCUGGCGUUGUCUCCUGUGUCGGUGCUAACAAGGGACAGGACGCUGUAGAGAGCUUCAGACGUAGGCGUGAUGCGUCCGUGGUUAAGAGUCCGUUUCUUCUUCCUCAAAAAGGACCGGCGAGUUCGAGUGAGUGCCCGGUCAGGAUCGAUGUCUUCUUGACUGAUACAUGCGUUUGGUG